UUUGCCUCCACAGCAGCAGCAGCAGCAGGAGGCGUAUAUGAUGCCCCAGCAGCAGCUUCAGCCGCAGCAGGCGUAUUUGCCUCCACAGCAGCAGCAGCAGCAGGCGUAUAUGUCCCAGCAGCGCCAGCAGCAGCUCCGCCCUCAAGAGCAUGAAAGCAUGGAGUCUCAGCGUGAUACUGCCCCCAAUAGACCAGAGGGCUUGUUUACAACGAGCUCUAAGCUGCAAGUAACUUCGAAUGCUCCAACAAAGCCGGGUCAAGGAGUGGCUGAACUCAAGCAGGUUGCUCACUCAGCGCAAGUGGCAAUUCUAAAACAACAGCCUGCAAAAAUUUCGCAGGGAUUCGCAAAACAACAGCAACCACUUUCUGGUUCUGUCUCAAAUAGUGCAAAUACAGCGACUGCCCUGGCCCCAUCCAACUCAGUCACUUCUACCGGCCCGAUCAAUGCAGCACCCUUGCUGCAGGAGGCCUCUGUGCAGAAGCCAGGGACUCUGCCAGUGAACACCGCGCUUGCAGGACAGAACCCGAUGCUCGUCGAUGGACAGGCUGCAGAUGUGGGAAGCUUGCAGCGGCAGGCAGCUAAUGAGGCGUCGAAGACGCUUCGCAAGUCGUUGGGCACUGCGACUCCCCAACAGAUGUCGCUCAGGCAGCAGAUGCAACAGCAGAUGCUCAAGAAAGAAGAAUCUGACGCCCAGGGAAUCAACGGAGGCGAGCUGAGCAUGGAUGACCCCGUUGCACAGCUCGGGGUGGACCAGACUGGGUUGAAUGUCGGUAACAGCCUGACGCAUGUGAAGGCUGCGGCGAACCCGCAGCUGACUCGCAUCGGGCUCUUUCAGUGAGCGUGUAAAUAUGGAGGCACAUUGAAUCUUUAAAGUUCC
This is a messenger RNA of Guillardia theta CCMP2712, 877 nucleotides long. RefSeq lists its product as hypothetical. Bases 41 to 838 code for a protein of 265 amino acids. The transcript has 5 exons. The record is from RefSeq and is a predicted model, not a curated record. Lineage: Eukaryota; Cryptophyceae; Pyrenomonadales; Geminigeraceae.